Molecule: messenger RNA, 2461 nt
Organism: Topomyia yanbarensis
Lineage: Eukaryota; Metazoa; Arthropoda; Insecta; Diptera; Culicidae
Exons: 3
Coding region: 40-2394 (784 amino acids)
Biological process (GO): proteolysis
Molecular function (GO): serine-type endopeptidase activity
Source: RefSeq, a predicted model, not a curated record
UUAGCCGUACUAUUGAAGCAAUCAAUCCUGGUACAAAAAAUGCUCUGGUUAGUAUACACCAGAUUAAUUUUCGCAAUUUUUGGCUUUGGAAGAGUUCUCGCAGAUGAAUGCGGCCAACGGACGGCACUGACGCGCCAGUUAGUGCAUUUUGGUAAUCAAUCUCGAUUGGGGGAAUGGCCCUGGCAUGCUGGCCUGUUUCACAGGAUGAACCGAGCCUCCCCAAGUUACGCCUGCGGGGGAACCAUUCUGUCAAAAAACUACGUUAUCACGGCAGCUCAUUGUACAUACCCGGAGUCUAGGGUACGACCACUUUUAGCGUCAGAAAUAUUAGUUCGAACUGGAAUCGCCAACAUACAACAGUUGGAGCAUUCACUUCAGCAGUUUUCAGUCGCUGAGAUUGUGCGACACGAUGAGUACAACACCGAUACUCUCGACAGUGAUAUCGCAUUACUUAAGUUGGCGGGCGAGUUGGAGUUCACGGAUUAUGUGAAACGGAUUUGCUACUGGCAGGGCGGUGAUGGAGAGGAGCUGAUCAUAGGAAAAGAAGGAGUUAUUGCUGGAUGGGGAAAGGAUGAGAACGAAGCCCUACCGGAUAUGUUACAACAUGCGGUAAUGCCGAUAGUUUCCAGAAAGGCAUGUCGUGACAGUGAUCCCGGUCACUAUACGAGGUUCUUGUACGAUAGGAAGACAUUUUGUGCAGGCUAUCGUAAUGGAACAUCUGCCGGGCCGGGAGAUAGCGGUGGAGGUUUGUAUAUUGAAAUAGAAGGAAAGUGGCGUCUACGGGGAAUUGUGAGCAACGGUAAAAUAAACCCCGUCACGCGUUCAUUGGAUACGAAAAGUUACGUUGUGUUCACUGAUGUGGCAUACUAUAUGCCAUGGAUCAACCAGAAAGUUUCCCUGAUCAAUGGAUCUGAUUAUGAAAGUUCGACAAACCAACAUUUUGCCCUAUGUGGGAAGAAUAAACAAACACAAUUCUCGCGCACCGGAUUCAAGGAAGAAAGAAAGUGGCCUUGGCAGGGUGAAGUUUAUAAAAAUGGAAAGCCACCUACUAGGCUUUGUGAAGUGGCAAUUAUUAGCAAUCUGUUUGUACUAUCCCCCGCUGAAGUUUACAGCGACAAUGAUGUGCUGAAUCCAUCACAACUACUGAUAAUUUUCAAAGUGAUAAGAAAUUUCGAAGGCAAGGCAUUUCACUAUAUGCAAGUGAGGAAAAUAAUUCGUCAUGAAAACUUUAAUAGACAGGCAAGGAAGAAUAAUAUUGCUCUCCUACAGUUGAAAGAUUCCUUGCAAUUUUCUGAACUCCUACGCCCAAUUUGUCUCUGGGGGUCGGACCCUCCCGGAUUCGAAAUUUCAAAGACAUCCGGAUAUCUUGGAGAGUUCAACGAUCUAAUUGCGCCCCACGAUGAAUGCGUUAAGAUCUACAAGAUGCCUCAGUCUUCACUAGACGAACAUUCAUUAUGUAUUACCAUAUCGGUUUAUCAGUUCAGAACCACAUUAGGAGAUACUCUAUUCCUGAAAUUUAAUGAUUCCUGGUAUCUUCGUGGCAUCUCCUUCAACAUGGUAAAGCGGGACUAUGUCUACUAUGUUCUGCUAUUGGAUGUUGCAUACUACAAAGAUUGGAUUGAAAGAAAUUCACUAACUCCAUCUCAAAAUCUGCUCGCACUUUCAAGUUGCUCAAAUGCAUCACCAGACCAGUGGCUGCAUAAUAUCCUAAACAAUUACGUGUUACAGUGCUUUGCUGCCUUGAUAUCACCAACACUGUUAGUGACAACAGCUUCCUGUGUCGAAGGAGUAUCCAUUGAAAAAUUAUCAGUUGGAAUAUCAUCAAAGGUGAGUAAGGUCUAUCAGCAUCCCGCCUUCAACAAGCUUGAGUUAUCCAACAAUAUCGCCAUAGUAAAAGUGGAACAACCUCUAGAAAAUUCGCCGAUUUGUCUUCCAAGAAUUACCAAUAUCAACUCCAACCUAGAUUUGCAACAUCGCCAUUGGCAGCCGGUAGUCGAAUUCAAUGAUAUUUUCUCAGUCAACUUCACAUCAUCCAACGUUCGAUCGUGUGCUAAACGAUGGCAGCGGGAAGGGGCCAAAGUGGACACCAGCGGUGGUCACAUCUGCGGUCAAAUGUUGGGCUUCGAGAAAGGGCCGAAGUAUCAAUGCAAUACCAAUCUGCAUGGUUCACCGUUAGUGAUGGAAUCCGGUAGCAAUGUAUUUCUUCGAGGAAUUCUCGAUAUUGGUAAGGGUAAUCAUUGCGAGUUGAAUGACCUUCCGGAGGUUUAUAUCGAUGUGAUGUUCUACUCGGAGUGGAUAACCGAGAUUGAAAAGGCGAACCGUAUGGGUUCGAACCCGGUUCCAGCGGCUGUAAACGCAGAAGUGAAAAGAGAAGAAUGGAGGACCGGUAAAUAAAUUGUUAGUAAAUGCUUUGUUAGUGAAAUACGUAUUUUUGCGAAAUAUAUAUUUUCUUUUCGUGAAA